Messenger RNA from Fulvia fulva, 891 nucleotides. RefSeq lists its product as uncharacterized. Lineage: Eukaryota; Fungi; Ascomycota; Dothideomycetes; Mycosphaerellales; Mycosphaerellaceae. The transcript has 2 exons. The record is from RefSeq and is a predicted model, not a curated record. Bases 1 to 891 code for a protein of 296 amino acids.
AUGUCGCAACUAAACUCAGCAUUGACCGCCAAUGCGGACAAGAACAGACAGCUCCUCUCUGAGCUAGCAGCAACCGACUAUGCCCCUCCUUCCCUCAAACAAAACAUCGAGUACAUCUCCGACCUCAAACGUCAAAUCGCCAACACCGACAAAGAACUGGCCCGCUUGCACACCAUCACCGAAGAUGAGCGCAAGGUGUGUCUCAACCCUUAUAGUCUCUCGGUUCUCUCAGCACCAAAUGAUUCUCAUCUUUUUCGAUGGGACCAUGUGAAGUACCGCGACUCCAACCUGAAACGCUGGGGCUACAAACUCCAAGGCUCAAAGGGCAAAGACAAGUACACAUCUGGCCAAGAAAAGGAAGAGAAGGAAUUCCAAGAUGCGUGGCAGAAGGAACGCUCGACGAAGGAAGCCCGUGAUGAACUCGCUCGUGCUCUGGAGCAGGCUGAGAAGGAUCGCUCCAACCUCGAAACCGACAAAUCGCGCCACGACAAGGCGCAGAGUGACCUCGAUGCAUUGUACAACUCCAUCUUCUCCGGACCGACGCCGGACGUGCCCGGUGAAGACCAAUUUGAGGACGCAGUAAAGCAGAACCGCAGCCACUUCGACCAAAUCCAAACACAAUUCAACGCAGACAAACAAGCCCUCAACGCGCUGAUGUACGCCGAAACUUGCCUAGGCGAGGCUUACAAGAACAUCCAGAGCGCCCUCAGCCAUUCGAAAUGGGACAUGUACGGCGGGGGCGGGUUUGUGGACAUGAUGGAACGAGAUGCCCUCGCAUCCGCGCAGAAUAACGUCAAUGGGACAAUCCGGCAUUUGGAGGAGGCGCGUCGUCGGCAACCGCAGAUUCAGCCGCUGGCGGAUAUCAAUAUUGAUAUGGGGCAUUUUUUUUAG